CGGAACAGCUUCCACUUAUAGAAACUGUCCAUAUAGAAGUAUUACAUAUAUGGCUAAGGCACUAUACCUAGCCUAAGUACUAUUAUAACAGUAACAUUAUAAAAUAGUUAACAAUAUUCAAUAAAAAAAAUAUAAUAUUAAACUUAAUUACAUUCAUUUUUAGAUAUAAUGUGCAUAAAAUAAGUAACGUUUGUUAUUAGAAUUUUUUUAAAAUUAUUUCAUAGUUAUAUGGGCAUUAGCAUAUUGUAACAUUAUAUAUAUAAGUUAAAUUUCAAAUUACUUAAUAAAUACGUUUGAUGUUAUUAUCAAACAUGAUAAUGUUGAACGAAACACAUGAUGAAGGACAAUUUAGUGAUGCUGAUGAAACUGAAAUAACAUCGAUUGAAUCAAGAGGAGCACCAUUGUUUCAAUGCACAUUGAUUGGAAAUAUUGCAGAAUUAACGUUAACACAAAGCGAUGAUGAAGACUAUUACUUCAGUGAUGAUAAUUAUGAUUGGGAGAUAGAUAAUGCUGGGAAUAAUCGGAAAGAUGUAGUCAAAAAUGUAAAUGCACGAAGUAGUAAUGCACAAUCUGCUUCCAAUAAGAUAUCUAAUUAUCAACCAAAUGACAAAUUAUUUCGUCGUUAUUCUAAUAAGAUCAAUGUAGAAAAAUAUGAAGGUCCAUCAUUGCCAGGACAUGCUGCUAAUUUUCUCAAAGAAACUGACAAACGUAUUGAUAAGGAUCGCAUUCGAACUAAAGAUAAACAUGAUCGGGCAACAGUCGAACAAGUUAUGGAUGCUCGUACUAAAAUGAUAUUGUUUAAAUUCUUAAAUCAAGGAAUAAUAGGUGAAAUAAAUGGCUGUAUUUCAACUGGAAAAGAAGCUAAUGUUUAUCAUGCGAUAUCUAAAACUGGUCAUGAAUUUGCUAUCAAAAUUUACAAAACUUCUAUUUUACGUUUCAAAGAUCGCGAUAAAUAUGUUACUGGAGAAUUUCGUUUUCGGCAUGGAUAUUGCCGUCAUAAUCCUCGCAAAAUGGUAAGGACAUGGGCUGAAAAAGAAGUUAGAAAUUUAACACGCAUAAACCAAGCAGGUAUAAACGCUCCUAAACCAAUUAUAUUACGUAGUCAUGUAUUAUUAAUGGAAUUUAUUGGUACCAAUGGUUGGCCUUCGCCUAAAUUGAAAGAUGCUGAGAUCAAUGCUUCAAAGUAUAGAAAACUUUAUACAGAAUGCAUCAAAAUGAUGUGGCAAAUGUUUCAUAAAUGUAAAUUAGUUCAUGCUGAUUUAAGUGAAUACAAUAUGCUCUAUCACGAUGGAUCUCUUGUACUAAUAGAUGUAUCUCAAUCGGUUGAACACGAUCAUCCUUUGGCUCUCGAUUUUCUUCGAAAAGAUUGUACAAAUAUUAGUGAGUAUUUUAAGAAAAAUGGUGUAUGCGUAAUGUCUGUAAAAGCAUUGUUUGACUUCAUAACGGAUCCAACAGUGAAUGAAAAGAACAUGGAUGAGUAUUUAAAUAUAAUGUCAAGCCAAGUACAUGAAAGAAUAGAUCAAGAAAGUUGUCCCGACCAAGAAAUAAACGAAGAAGUUUUCAAACAAGCUUAUAUACCACAAAGAUUAAAUCAAGUGAUUGAUGUAGAGCGAGAUAUAAAACUUGCUAAAACAAAGAAAGAAGAUUUGAUUUAUAAAACAUUAUUCGGAUUAAAAGCAGAUUUGUCCAAACCUAAUAAAGAACCUGAAGUUAUAACCAAAAAAUUUAACAAAAGUAUCACAGAUAAUAACGAAGAAGAAGAAGAAGAUAGUAGUGAUGAUGAAAGUGUAUGUUCAAGUAAUGUGGAUACAGAUAAUGAUAGCAAAGAAAAUGAACAAAAAUUUACUAAUUCCGCACGUCCUCGUAAUGAAAGUCCGGAGAGUAAAAAGAUGCAAGAUAUAGAAAUAACAGAAAUAAGAAUUAUCGUAAAUUAUCGUACAAGUUGAAUUUAGGAUCGCACAAGGCUUCAAAUUAUGUGACGUGUACGAUACUUAUCGUACGAAUGGGAUCACUGUUCUUGACAUAAAAUCUCAACAGUACGAUUGCGCUGCUUGGGACUCAAACUGUUAAAGAAAGAAGUAACACAACAUUGCAAUAACAAAUAUAUGAUUGUUCUUGAACUAUUAUGUGAACUGCACACUAAUGCAGUAGAAUGUAUAUUCGGUAUAAACAAAAGAAAAUCGAAAAAAUUACGAAAGAAAAGACGAAAGCAAAAAUAAGCCACGAUCUCCCAAUCAAAAAGUUCAUUUUCGCCCCAAACUGACACUGUUUGAAUGGAAAGUUGACUGUCGGGCCUCACGGCUGACGUAACAUUAACAUGAUAUGUUCACUUAUUUGUAACACUAUGACGAUAUAUGGCACCACGUUGGUGUUAUACGCAAAAAUAUUGGGCAAAUGCCGGUGACGCCACGUUAGUGUCAUACGCAUAACUAUUGGGCAAAUGCCGGUUAUGACACGUUGGGGCUAUGCGUAAAACAAAAGAAUUAGGAAAACAAAUAUAAUGUGUAAGUUAUGUGGAGUCGAAAAACGACCGGUGACAAGUGAAAUCAGCCAGUCCUACUGGCGACAAACAAAAGAAUCCCUAUCAGACGUCCAGUCGUCACACAGUGUUAACUUACACAAUAAUCACCGAUUUGUUAUUGCGAUGUGUGUUACUGCAUUUUUUAAAAUAUGUAACCGAAUACUCCACCGAAUAAUCAUCAUUUGCAGCCUGAACG
Molecule: messenger RNA, 2717 nt
Organism: Polistes dominula (European paper wasp)
Lineage: Eukaryota; Metazoa; Arthropoda; Insecta; Hymenoptera; Vespidae
Gene: RIOK1
Product: RIO kinase 1
Molecular function (GO): protein serine/threonine kinase activity; ATP binding
Source: RefSeq, a predicted model, not a curated record